AUGUCUGAAUUCAAGACCAUCACUUACUUUGUCAACUGGGCCAUAUACGGCCGUGGUUACAACCCGUCGGACUUGCCUGCCGAGAAAUUGACCCAUGUUCUCUAUGCAUUCGCGAACAUCCGACCCGAGACUGGCGAGGUGUACCUCACCGACAGCUGGUCUGAUGUUGAAAAACAUUACCCCGGAGAUUCCUGGAAUGACGUUGGUAGCAAUGUAUAUGGAUGCAUCAAACAGCUCGGUCUGCUGAAGAAAGACCACCGCAAGCUGAAGGUUAUGAUUUCUAUCGGCGGCUGGACAUACUCGUCCAACUUUGCUCAGCCUGCCAGCACCGAGGCCGGAAGAGCCAAGUUUGCCGAGUCGGCGACUCGCCUGGUCUUAGACAACGGUCUUGAUGGAAUUGAUAUCGACUGGGAAUACCCCAAAGAUGACAAUGAGGCCCAGAACCUGGUCCUCCUUCUUCAAGCCUGCCGAAACAGUCUCGAUCAAGCUGCCGGUCCAGACCGCAAGUUCUACCUGUCCAUCGCUUGCCCGGCAGGUCCCUCCAACUUCAAUAAACUCAGAAUCCCCGAAAUGACCCCCUUGCUGGACUUCUAUAAUCUCAUGGCCUACGACUAUGCCGGCAGCUGGGAUCAAGUAGCCGGCCACCAGGCCAACAUUUACCCAUCCAACUCAACCCCCGGCUCAACGCCCUUCUCCACCGACGCCGCACUAAAUCACUACAUCAAUGUCUCCGGUGUGCCUGCAUCUAAGAUGAUCUUGGGUAUGCCGCUGUACGGCCGCGCGUUCACCAACACCGACGGCCCAGGCAGCGCAUACAACGGCAUCGGACCCGGUAGUUGGGAGAAUGGAAUCUGGGAUUUCAAGGUUCUGCCGCAACCCGGAGCCAGCGAGCAGAUCGAUGCACAGACUGGCGCAUCCUGGAGCUAUGACAGUGGCUCUCGCACAAUGGUCUCAUACGAUAAUCAGCAGAUGGUUCAUAUGAAAGCGGAUUAUGUGAAGGGUCGAGGCCUCGGUGGGGGCAUGUGGUGGGAGAGUAGCGGUGACAAGGGAGGCAAGGGAGCUAAUGCAUCGGAUGGCAGUCUGGUCGGGACCUUCGUCGAUGGCAUCGGUGGUAUCAAUGCGCUGGACCAGAGCGCGAACGCUCUCAACUUCCCCGAGAGCAAGUAUGAAAACGUGCGCACCGGAUUCAACUAG
This is a messenger RNA of Penicillium maclennaniae, 1194 nucleotides long. RefSeq names its product glycoside hydrolase family 18 protein. Gene Ontology annotation, molecular function: chitinase activity; chitin binding. The transcript has 6 exons. Gene Ontology annotation, cellular component: extracellular region. The coding region runs from base 1 to 1194 and encodes 397 amino acids. NCBI's taxonomy places the organism in Eukaryota, Fungi, Ascomycota, Eurotiomycetes, Eurotiales, Aspergillaceae. The record is from RefSeq and is a predicted model, not a curated record. Gene Ontology annotation, biological process: chitin catabolic process; carbohydrate metabolic process.